Molecule: messenger RNA, 8203 nt
Organism: Heterocephalus glaber (naked mole-rat)
Lineage: Eukaryota; Metazoa; Chordata; Mammalia; Rodentia; Bathyergidae
Gene: Nrg3
Product: neuregulin 3
Biological process (GO): animal organ development; nervous system development; intracellular signal transduction
Molecular function (GO): chemorepellent activity
Source: RefSeq, a predicted model, not a curated record
AGCCCAGCUCCUAGGAUGAGCGAAGGCGCGGCUGCUGCCUCUCCACCGGGGGCCGCGUCUGCAGCCGCCGCCUCGGCCGAGGAGGGCACCGCGGCGGCUGCGGCGUCGGCGACGGGCGGGGGCCCGGACGGUGGCGGCGGUGGCGAAGGGGCGGCCGAGCCCCCCCGGGAGUUACGCUGUAGCGACUGCAUCGUGUGGAACCGGCAGCAGACGUGGCUGUGCGUGGUGCCUCUGUUCAUCGGCUUCAUCGGUCUGGGGCUCAGCCUCAUGCUGCUCAAAUGGAUCGUGGUGGGCUCCGUCAAGGAGUACGUGCCCACCGACCUAGUGGACUCCAAGGGGAUGGGCCAGGACCCCUUCUUCCUCUCCAAGCCCAGCUCUUUCCCUAAAGCCAUGGAGACCACCACCACGACCACCUCCACCACAUCCCCCGCCACUCCCUCGGCCGGCGGCAGCAGCGGCGCCUCCGCCUCCUCCAGGACGCCCAACCGGAUUAGCACGCGCCUGACCACCAUUACGCGGGCGCCCACUCGCUUCCCGGGCCACCGGGUGCCUAUCCGGGCCAGCCCGCGGUCCACCACGGCACGGAACACUGGGACGCCCCCGACGGUCCUGUCCACCACCACGGCCCCCUUCUUCAGUAGCAGCACGCUGGGCACGCGACCCCCUGCGCCAGGAAGCCCCAGUACCCAGGCGAUGCCCUCCUGGCCCACUGCGGCAUAUGCUACCUCCUCCUACCUUCACGAUUCUACUCCCUCCUGGACCCUGUCUCCCUUUCAGGAUGCUGCUGCCUCCUCUUUCUCCUCUUCUUCCUCCUCCACCACCACCACCACCACCACACUAGAAACUAGCACCAGCCCCAAAUUUCAUACGACGACAUAUUCCACCCAGCGAUCUGAGCACUUCAAGCCCUGCCGAGACAAGGAUCUUGCCUACUGUCUCAAUGAUGGCGAGUGCUUUGUGAUUGAAACCCUGACGGGAUCCCAUAAGCACUGCCGGUGCAAAGAAGGCUACCAGGGAGUGCGUUGUGAUCAAUUCCUGCCAAAAACUGACUCCAUCUUAUCGGAUCCAACAGACCAUUUGGGGAUUGAAUUCAUGGAGAGUGAAGAAGUUUAUCAAAGGCAGGUGCUGUCAAUUUCAUGUAUCAUCUUUGGAAUUGUCAUCGUGGGCAUGUUCUGUGCAGCAUUCUACUUCAAAAGCAAGAAACAAGCUAAACAAAUCCAAGAGCAGCUGAAAGAGUCACAAAAUGGUAAAAACUACAGUCUCAAAGCAUCCAGCAUGAUGGCAAAGUCAGAGAGCUUGAUGAAGAGCCAUGUGCAGCUGCAAAAUUAUUCAAAGGCAGAAAGGCAUCCUGUGACUGCACUGGAAAAAAUGAUGGAGUCAAGUUUUGGUGGUCCCCAGCCAUUCCCCACGGUCCCUUCUCCUGACAGAGGAAGCCAGUCUGUCAAACAGCACAGCAGGAGUCUCUCCUCUUGCUGUAGCCCAGGCCAGAGAAGUGGGAUGCUCCACAGGAAUGCCUUCAGGAGGACACCCCCCUCACCCCGCAGCAGACUGGGCGGAAUUGUGGGACCAGCAUACCAACAGCUUGAAGAAUCAAGGAUCCCAGACCAGGAUACAAUACCCUGCCAAGGGAUAGAGGUCAGGAAGACUAUAUCCCACCUGCCUAUACAGCUGUGGUGUGUUGAAAGACCCCUGGACUUAAAGUAUUCAUCCAAUGGUUUAAAAACCCAACAAAAUGCAUCAAUAAAUAUGCAACUGCCUUCAAGAGAAACAAAUCCCUAUUUUAAUAACUUGGAUCAAAAGGACCUAGUGGGAUACUCAUCCACAAGGGCCAGCUCUGUGCCCAUCAUCCCGUCGGUGGGUCUAGAAGAAACCUGCAUGCAAAUGCCAGGGAUUUCUGAGGUCAAAAGCAUCAAAUGGUGCAAAAACUCCUAUUCUGCUGACAUCGUCAACGUGAGUAUUCCCGUCAGUGACUGUUUUAUAGCAGAACAACAGGAAGUGAAAAUAUUGCUAGAAACUGUCCAGGAGCAAAUCCGGAUUCUGACUGAUGCCAGACGGUCGGAAGACUACGAACUGGCCAGCGUAGAAACCGAGGACAGUGCAAGUGAAAAUACAGCCUUUCUCCCCCUGAGUCCCACAGCCAAAUCGGAACGAGAGGCACAAUUUGUCUUAAGAAAUGAAAUACAAAGAGACUCGGCAUUGACCAAGUGACUGGAGACGUAGGAAUCUGUGCAUUCGAUGCUUUGCUCAACAGGAAAGAGAGGAAAUUAAAUACAAAUUAUUUAUAUGCAUUAAUUUAAGAGCAUCUACUUAGAAGAAACCAAAUAGUCUAUCGCCCUCAUAUCAUAGUGUUUUUUAACAAAAUAUUUUUUUAAAGGGAAAGAAAUGUUUCAGGAGGGAUAAAGCUUACCAUUGAAGCUUUUGGGGAGAAUUCUGAAUUCAAUUUUAGUUAGUCCUAACAUUGUCCUUUUUGGCCCUCAGAAGCUGUGGGCAAUUGAACCCUUGGUCCCACAGUGCCAGUGUCCUCAUCAAGGAAGCACUGGACAGUACCUGGUUUUACAAAGAAGAGCUCUAUCCUGUGGGUGGAUGUGCCAGGGAGCAGGUGGCCCUUGCCAUUUGCUGUGCCAAGCCUAACCCAUAAAUUUCUACUCAAAUAACACCCGUAUCACAGAUUAUGUCUUGUCAAAAAAUGUAGUGUUUUAUAUUUGAUUUUUGAAGAAUGGCACAAAAACUGCCUAUGGAAGGAGACAGAUAAUGGUGGAGAGUAAUUGGAGCAAUCCUUGCUGUGCUCAAUGUGCCAUUUUCCUUUGAAAUUUGAAAGCACAGAAUCUCAGAGGGAGGUACAAAAUUAUUAUAGAAAAAGAGACAAGAAACUCACAAUGUCAUGUGACUAAAAUGAUGCUAAUAGAAAUGUUUUUCUUGGAGAUUGUUUCGCAGCUCUGAAGGACCAUUUCUCAGUGUGUGUGUGUGUGUGUGUGUGUGUAUGUGUGUGUGCAUGUAUGUAUGUGAGCGAGCGAGCAAGGGUGUGAACUUGCUCCCUUGAGCACAUCUGCUCUUGCACAUGUGUUCUUUGUGUGUAUGGGUGUGCAUGUGGGUGUGCACUAAGCUUGCUAAAAUUUGUUCUAAACAUCAGGGAACCUAAUAUCUAGAUUAAAAAGUUUUCCCUCUUGGAUCUGUUUACUUUAAAUCUUUCCAUUCAAUAUAAUGUUCAGUUAGUGAGUUCUUAAAUCAAGAUCACUUGCAUGGCGGAUCCUAGAAAUCCUUGACAAUGUCUAGACCAUUUUAUGAUGUGAAUCCUUUUUAAAGGAACAACUACUGGCUUAUUGAUGAUAUCAGUAUCACAAAGUGUAUUGAUGGAGGAUGUGUGUUUAUUUUGAAUCCACCUACCUACUUUAUUUACAUGGGCCAAUUAUCAAACUGACAGUUACUAUUUUUUUCUCAUCAGCCUCGUUGCUAUUUAUUUUAGAGCAAGUCUACUCUCUGUGGACCAAGGCAUUGGCUUUUGUGGUUAAUACAGAAGGAAUAAAUUGUUAAAAUCACAAAGCCCAAACUACUCAGUUCACAAGAAGCUCCCAAAAGAACAGGAAAUUGUGUUGUAUGUUCAUUUGGAAUAAAGCAAUAUUUUUACCACUGCUAAGGUGAACUGAAACCUCUCCUGAAGAUUUGUAUGUUUCAUUUUCCCUUACUUUCAUGGGGCAUUCAAAGAAAUUAGUGUUCACAUACCCAGUCUUUUCCCAAUUAUUGGUGGUGUUGAGUUGUUAUGUUUACACUGUUUUAAAUAAAAAGGCACAGUAUUUGAAAGUACAUAAAAGACUUCUUUUACUGCAGUUUGGGAAAACCUUGGUGAAAAUUACUUUGUCAAAGAUUUACACUCUAUGGAAAAAGAAUGUAACCAUUUCCAAAUCAGGCAGUGAAAUGUACAAUUCUUGCUUCAUGUUAAGCUGUUUCUGUUGAAAAUACAUCACAAAUUACUCUUUGUGAAUAUUUGUUAAUAAUAGACAUUAUCAUCUGAGGAAAAGAAAGAAUCCUCCUUUUCUUUUACUUUAUUAGUACAUGUGUGUAGUACACAAUAUUUCCAUUCCUUGUGGGAAGGUGGUAUAUGUACAUAGCACAUCUCAAUUCCCAUUUUCGUCCUCUUUCCAAUCCAUCCUUUUCCCCUCCACUCAUCUCUUCAUCCCCUUCCUUUUUUGUAUUUGUUUGCAGUGCAUAAUGUUUACAUUCCUUUCUGUGGAAGAGCUAAUGUACAUAACACAUUCCAAUUCCUUUUUUAUUUAUUAUUCUUUUCUUCCCCCGUCCAUCUCUUGAUCCUCUUUCCCUGUGAAAAAGAACUAUCUUCUUAUUUCUUAUUAUCUAUCUUUUAUUUUGUUCUUUAUUUUUACUCUGGGUUUCUCAUCAAGAGAAACUAUGUGAUGUUUAAGCUUAUGUGUCACUUAGUAUCAUGCUUUUGAAGUACCUCCUUUUUCAUACAAAUGACUCCUUUAUCUUCCUUUAUGGCAGAAUAGUGCUCCAUUCUGUAAAAAUAACACAUUUUCUCUAUCCAUUCACUUGUUGAGAGACAUAUGGGCCACUUCAAAAGUUUGGCUAUUAUGAAUUGUGCUGGUAUUAACAUGGGUAUGCAUGUACCACUCUAAUAUGAUGUCUUCAACUUUUUCAGAAAGAUACCUAGAUGGGGGAUAGCUGGGUAUAACGUGAUUUCAGGUUUUAGUUUUUAAAAUAAAAACUGCAUAAUAGGAAUUCAAGGUCUCAAAUGUUGAAAACACAUUGGUAGAAAUCCACUUGAAAUUUAAGAAAAGAUUAAGUGAUAUUAGUUUUUCAUUGUAGUUUUGUUGUUUUGAAUAUGAAGGCAUUAUUGUUAGAUUUUUUAACUAUAAAUUUUAAUGUUUGAAUCACUUAAGUUCUCAUCUUUAUACAAAUAUUUUGUCUUUGGAAAAAUUUUAGAAAGUUGCUCUUAAAGGUAUUUUAAAAACAUAUAAGAUUGAGCAUCCAGUGUGCUAUCAUGUUGAAAUUUAUCACAAUUAUCAAAAAAAACCCUGUAAGACCUGUUGCAGUCAACUUUAUUCUUUCUUUCCCCCUAACAUGUUAUGCAUUGCUUAGCUAAAGGAUCCAUUCAGAACUCACCUAGUUAGAAGGGUAUGUAGUCUGUGACUCAUGUUAUUUUAAUAUAUUAUUUAUACUAAAAAAUUAAGCUUGUCAGUGAAACUCAAGUCUUGAUUCAACACUUAUUUUAAAAAAUGAAGUAGAACCACCAAUCCCUGUACAUUCUAAAAAGCAUGACUCUCAGGCACAGCCAUUGGCUGUGUGAUAAUGUUAAUUCUUUGAAUACUCAAGACAAAAUCUUCCAGAAGGAAUAUGUAUUAAUGGUUAAUUUCAGGAGUCAUUUGUUUCCUUUUGGAAAAAUGAAGCUUCUGCACAAUGUGUCAAAAUGCACGUUUUGGGAGAUCUACUGAUAAAUGCUGAAACCAACCAGACUUUCAAAGUUAAUCUGACAUAGAAAUACCUGCAGCCGUCAACACUGCAUUUUUCAAGGUUAUCUACCUACUGGGAAGUGCUUAUUUCUACAAGGCACCUUUGAUUUUGUUUCAAUUUCCUUGUCUCUGUCAUGUAAAUAGAUAUUUGAAGAUUUUUACUUGCAGAGGCUUCAUAUUUAUUAUUUACUGGAGAAGAAAAGUCAUCCAUUAUUUGUACUUUGAAUCAUUCUCUGAUAUGUCCUUUCAUAAAGCAUAUAUUAUUUUAAAUUGCCAGUGACUAUUACAGAAUGCUGUUCAAAAUCCGACCAAUCUUAUGUUAAUAUGAAAUAGUAGAUAUGAAGUUUGAGAAUUAGCAUCAAUUUUUUUUCUGGUUCUCUAAGUACAUUAAGUAUUCUGUAUUUUACACUUUGGCCCAAUAUCUACCUUACUAUGAGUUAAGGGCUAAAUAUUAGUAACUUUAUCACAUCUCUAAUGAUUUACAUAAUUUCUAAAUAUCAAUAGCAAGGAUUUCUGAAAGAGGAAGAGUGUUGCUUAUAGAGUUUAACAACUUAAUCUGUUUUCAUCAUAACCACUGAUCAUACUUACCAAAAAGAGAAUGGAAGGGUCAAGCUGACUUCAAAAUACACAUUGUCUUCUGGAAUGAAUGACAGGUACAGCCUGAGUGGGAUGUCUGGCAACUAUGACUAAGGCUGGCAAUGAUCAGAUCUCCUCAGAACAUGUUCAGUGUACGCAGCCAUUGCUCAACACCAUCCUGCUGUAUGGUGCUAUAGGAAACCUCAAGUCCCUAAGUGUGUGUGUGUGUGUGUGUGUGUGUGUGUGUGUGUGUGUGUGUUUGCAGAAGGGAUAGUGAUCCUUUUAGUUCCAGCCCUGUAGACCUAAGAUAAGUGCUAUGAAACAUUUCUCAAAAGAGUACAUAGUAUACCUAGGAACACAGCAGAGAAUGGUUGGGAUUUUUAUUUGACAUUUUGGUAUCUGGGAAAUAUUUUAUAUAUAAAGGAUACUUUUUAUUAUUCAAUUGUAUAGAUUCAGUGCAGUGUUUGCGAUGGAUAGCAUGUCUACACUGUGUUUAUACUUGUGUCUUCAGAAAUCCCACCCUCAUCCAGGCAAGACCAGCAGGAGGUUUCUGGGCAGUUCUCCAUUGUAAAGGUAUCCCAACAUGCCCUGGGAAAUGAAACCUUCUGAUAAGCUUUAUCUCUCCCUUCUCCAUUCUUUCUUUCCCUUUUAAAGAAAUACUGGGGGUAAAGGAAGAAAAUCAUUCCUCAAAUCUACUUUAUUCUCUUUUAAUAACCUAUUUCUGACUGUGACUAUACACACACACAAACACAUACACAAUCAACAUAUAUGUGUAUAUUAAAUUUGAGUGGUUAUUUUAGUAGCUUUAUUUUUGCUUAAUUUGACAAAUUUCAAAGUGCUUACUUCAUGGAAUGUCAAUAAAAUCAAAUCGUUUCGUGACUAGCCAACUUGGCAAUGUUUUGACCACACAGACAUUUUCAGUUCCUUCUCUUUCUUAGACAAGCAGAAAUAUCCUUGAGUGGGGAAAAAAAAAUCACAAGACCCUGAACAGAUUUCUGCUAGGGUCUCUCUUGGAAAUGAAAAUUAAAUGAUGGGUAUAAAUGACUGCUGUCACUAUGGUGUAUAAUGAUCUCAAAUGUAUUUUUCACAAAUUUAGCCAGAACUUCUCCCCAAGGUACUCCAAUAGGUGUCUGACUCCUCAUGUACACCGAAUUCUAGUAAGGCAGGGUGGUGUGGAGAUGGGGAGAAAGUCCUCAGUGCUAACCUCAGAUAAGUAAUGAAAAUAAUAGCAGGGUGAGCAGAUACAAUCUUGAUAAAAUAGAGAGCAAGCUUCUAGUACUUUGAUGAUUACUUUUUGGUCAUGAAAGCCUGUAUUGAUUGCACGUGUAUUGUUACCUAUGGAAGAAUUAUGUGAUAAGAAACAAUCUCAUUGUUGGAAAUGAAUUAGAAAAUCUUGUUACUGAAAAAUUGUCAUUGUGAAAGCUUCUGACUUAUCUAUACAUAAAUGUUGCUCUGUCAAAGAAGGUAGCUGGUCUAGUUCACCUUUGAUUUUCCUUCCAAACUGAGUAUCUUGUUUUCCAGGCAUUGUAAUCCAGACGUUACCUGGUCACCAUGUCAUUUAAUCAUUUCAACAUGACUCUUUAAGAUUGACACUUAAUUUCCAUAGAAAAAAUACAUAUGAUUCAUUCUGUGUUUAUUUUUAAGGUAAAUUUACCUACAUUGGGUAAUAAAGAAGGGAUAGCCACAAAAAUACCCUAUUCCAAAGCUUGAAAAUUAAAUGUUAAAAUUUUACUUUAGUUUUUUUGUGUGUGUGUGAAGAAACUAUGAACAUUUAUCAAAGGCAGAGCAACAAGAUCUCCAGAGAAGAUGUCAGGCUAUAGAUAGACUCAUUAGAUAUGAAAAAAUAAAGAUAUUUAAUGAUAGUCUCAAUUAUUUGCAUCUCAAAAUUUUUAACAGACUUUCUAACUAAUAGUGAAUACAUUCUCUGAAGAUACUUUUCCAUUAUGGUUAAAAUAACUCUAACUUGGGGAGCACAAUAGACAAAAGAAUGCAAGGUUCACUUAUUGGUUGUUAUUUCUGUUUUUGGCAAAACAAAUUAUCAACAUGCUGUUCUAAAUAUCAUCCUGACUAAUGCUGAUUCUUCCAUAUAUUACUUGUCUUGGUCAAAACCCCAAAGUCUGAAUUCUUUCUUAGUCUUUAAUAAAACAAUGUGAUAUGUUAAAAUA